Capronia coronata CBS 617.96 is the source of this 3693-nucleotide messenger RNA. RefSeq names its product kinesin family member 11. Gene Ontology annotation, biological process: mitotic spindle assembly; microtubule-based movement. Gene Ontology annotation, cellular component: spindle microtubule; nucleus. Gene Ontology annotation, molecular function: ATP binding; plus-end-directed microtubule motor activity; microtubule binding. Bases 1 to 3693 code for a protein of 1230 amino acids. The transcript is spliced from 2 exons. The record is from RefSeq and is a predicted model, not a curated record. NCBI's taxonomy places the organism in Eukaryota, Fungi, Ascomycota, Eurotiomycetes, Chaetothyriales, Herpotrichiellaceae.
AUGGCAGGGCCACAGCGGCCUACCAUUUCCUCCUCCCGGAGUUCAAUGCGCCCUCCAGCCCGACCGAAUGUGCCCCAUUAUGCCUCCAUGACUGGCCGAGCUGCAUCGCCAGCACCAUCCAACGCUUCGAGUAACAAUUCUAGCGCCGGUGUCAAGAGGAAGGAAAGAGACUUUGAUCAUGACCAUGGGGAGGAGACCAAUAUUCACGUGGUUGUUCGGUGUCGAGGUCGCAGCGAACGAGAGGUGCGCGAGAACAGCGGCGUGGUAGUGUCAACAACCGGUGUCAAGGGACAGAAUGUGGAAUUAUGUAUGGGCCCGAAUGCGAUCAGCAACAAGACCUACUACUUCGACAAAGUCUUCUCGCCGGCUGCAGACCAAGCAAUAAUAUACGACGAUGUGGUCGCACCCAUACUCAACGAAAUGUUGACUGGCUUCAACUGCACGAUAUUUGCGUAUGGCCAGACGGGCACCGGGAAGACGUACACCAUGUCCGGGGACAUGACGGAUACAUAUGGAUUGCUCUCCGACGCGGCCGGCAUUAUACCGCGAGUCCUCUACUCCCUAUUUCAAAAGCUAGAAUCGGACGAAGUGGAGUGCUCGGUGAAAUGCUCCUUCAUCGAAUUAUACAAUGAAGAGUUGCGAGAUCUACUGUCGCCGGAUGAAACCGUCAAGCUCAAAAUUUACGACGAUUCGAGCAAAAAGAGCCACACCGCCACGGUUGUUCAAGGCAUGGAGGAAUCAUACAUCCAAAAUGCAGCGGCCGGAAUUAAGUUGCUUCAACAAGGAAGUUACCGGCGUCAAGUCGCUGCCACCAAAUGUAACGAUCUCAGUUCUCGAAGCCAUACUGUAUUUACGAUCACAACCUACAUGAAGAAACCCAGCGAAACAGGCGAAGAUUACAUAUGCUCUGGCAAACUCAACCUCGUGGAUUUGGCUGGCAGUGAAAACAUUCAACGAAGCGGGGCGGAGAACAAACGCGCUGCCGAAGCCGGCCUGAUCAACAAAAGUCUCCUCACACUGGGAAGGGUCAUCAAUGCCCUUGUUGACAAAGGUUCGCAUAUCCCUUAUCGGGAAUCCAAACUCACGAGAUUGCUGCAAGAUUCCCUGGGUGGCAGAACCAAGACUUGCAUAAUAGCAACGGUUUCACCUGCCAAAAGCAAUCUCGAAGAGACCAUUUCCACCCUGGAUUAUGCAUUUCGUGCAAAGAACAUCCGCAACAAACCUCAGGUCAACUCGAUGAUUUCCAAGAAAACACUGUUGAAAGAGUUCACAUCAGAAAUAGAAAAGUUGAAGAGCGAGCUGAUUGCAACCCGACAGCGCAACGGAGUCUACCUCUCCAACGAGCAAUACGAAGAGAUCACGGUCGAAAGCGAGUCGAGGAGGAUAUUGAGCGAAGAGCAGAGAGCCCGGAUCGAGACCUUGGAAGUGAGUCUGCGGAACAAGGUGCAGGAACUGUUCAGUUUGACCAACAACUUCACAAUCAUGAAACGAGAUACUGAGGCCACGCGCGCAACGCUGGAAAGUACGAAAGAUAUACUUGUCCAAACAGAGGCAGUCCUUGCACAGACCGAGAGGGACUUGGCUGAAGAGGCUGUGCUGCGUCAAGCACACGAGCUGACAGAAGAGCAACUUUUUAGCAUCGGGACCGAGCUGGUUUCGACGGUUGACGCAUCAUUGAAUGAUGUUGACGGACUUCAUGCCAAACUGAGACGACGCUCUGACCUACAUCACCAGAACCGAGUCUCUUGGGAGAGUUCAGUCGGCCGGGUCACAGACGUGUCUCAGCUGGUCGAUGCUCGGAUUGAACAAUUUCGAAUGGCACAUGCCGAAAUGGUCGACGCCACCACGGCGCGGUUGGAGGAAUUCCUGUCCGCUGAGAAGGCGCAUUUGGAGAAAUCGGCUGGGCUGGUCGUCGCAAGAGCAGCAGAACUUGGUGAGAACCAUGCUGAAAUAGAAAGCCAAUGCUCAGGGCAGAAGGACGCCGUCAACAACGUGCUCGAAGAGAUCAAAGACCUUCGCGACGAUGUCAAAGAGAAGGUCGGUGUGGGUUUACAGGGUCUGUCUCAAGCGGCAGCCAAAAUAUCAGCAGAGGUGAUUUCCGAGCUCGAACAGUUCCAUACCCAGUUACAUUCGUCCUUCAGUGGACUGGGGAAGGAUUUCAAAGCCCUCUUUGAGGACAUGACCAAGCAACUGGCCGCUCAACGCGAAGUGGCAGAUUCUUUGCGGUUUGCACUUCAGGAAGCGAAUUGCGCAAACAUUGAAGCGCAACUGGCAGCUUCAACACAGCUGGAAAUCAUUCGCGACGAGGAGAAACAGGCAGCCGCCAAGGAGAAAGAAAGGUUGAAAGAGCAAAUCCUCCAAUUUAUCGACUCGUCAUACGAGCGACAAGAAGAGAGAUUUUCCAGCAGGUUGAUCAACACUCAAUCUCACCUGCUCGAAGCGACCGAACAAUUCGAGAACGCCGACAAGGUCUAUCGUGAAGGCAUGGACAGAUGGACUGCUCAAGACAGUCACCUGAUGAUAAAGGUUGUCACCACGAAGGAUGAUCUGAAGACCAAGAUGAAGGGAGAUUGGACGGCCAUAAGCACCCGGAACAACGCCAUUCAAAAAUCCACCAAGGCCGUCCACGAGGAGACAGUCAAGAUCGUCGAUGCUCAAUUGACGCAGAUGGCCACUCAAAUGGCCGCUCUUGAUGAAUUCGUGACUCGAGCGAGAUCUCAGAAUGAAUCUCAUCAUGCUGAACGCGUCAAUGGACUGAAGAAGGUCGUCGGUCACGCUCAAGAAGGAUUCGCCGACCUCGGAAAUCAGUUAGCGACACGCACCGGGGAGCUCGAACUGUUGGACAGCGACCUCAAGUUCCAAACAGCAGAACUCGACGGCUUGAGCAGUUCUCUGCACGACGGCACGCGACCACUGCUCCGAGAUCUGACGGAGGAAAUAUCGACAGCAGGAUUGAUGGACUAUGUUCCGACAGGACACACGCCACAGAAACGGGAGUGGAAUUACCCGACUACCUUGCCCCGAACCGAAAACCAUGACUCCAUCAUCGCAAGGCUGAGAGGUCUUCCUGACCCGGCCCUGGCAACCAAGACACCAUCGACAGCCCGGACGCCGGGACGAUCGCCACGCAAACAGCAACAGCAACAACAACAAACAUCUCCACGCAAACCACCCGCAUCGCCGUCAAAGCAGUCCAGUCCGAGCAAGACCAAAGUCUUCACUGACAUCGACCCUUCGGCGACAGUCGCACAGCAGCAAUUGUCUUCUCAGUCCCAAUAUUUACCGCACAUGGAUUUCACAGUCGCCGGUGGAUCAGCCGAACCGAUGCAAACGAAAUCAGGCAGUCUCAAGGAAAUCGACAUCAAUGUUGCCGGAAAACCGGCCCCGGCCCCGGCCUCCGCUGCUGGUACUACUACUGCUAUCCCAGACGAAAAGGAACGACCUGUAUUACUGGAUUUCAGCAAGAGCGUCGGCAGUGGCGGUGUAGCUGGGCAACCGCCCUUGAAGAGACAUGCCACCACCAAUGCCGUGGUGGAGAGUAAACUGCCCAUGAAACUGGGGCGGGCGAAGAGUGCCAUGCCCGGAGUGGGGAUGGGAAUGGGUGUUGGUGUUGAGAAUUUCAGUCAGAGUGUUGGUGUUGGUGGUGGUGGUGGUCGCGGCGGGAGAAGGUUGAGAAGUAGUCCGCCUGAAUGA